AUGUCUGGUCCAGACCGCCGACCGAAGGACACAGUUGGCAACCGACUCAAGGUUAUUACGAAUAUGUACCCCAUGCAGCUUCACCCAGACCGCGUCAUUUAUCUCAAUAAAGUCGAAAUCGUCCCCGAAUUAUCCGCCACUGCACACAGAAGGAACUACGAACUGUUUGACAUUUUGCAAACAAAACUACAUCCUCAAGCGUUCACUCCCCGUGCUGCCUAUGAUGGAAGCCGUAUCAUGCUGUCGACCGUACAAUAUCCUUGGGGGGCAUAUCAGGAGUUCAACGUGUUAACUUCUAGGAAGAGGCCCCCGCCUCCUCCUGGAGAGAAGGGGCACUUCAUCGUCAAAAUCUCUGCUAACCGAAGCUUUCCUAUCGCUUCACUUGCGAACUAUAUGCGUCUCCCCAACUCCAUUCCCCCCGACGAGAUUGUCAACUACAUCAACGUUUUCCUUCGGAUGGCUCCUAUGCAGAUGCAUGCCUUCCGUGGCAACAACUUUUACGUCACUCAGGGACACAAGUUGAUUGGCUUCUUCCAGUCUGUCCGUGCCACAGUCAGCGGUCCAAUGGUGAACAUGGACGUUACCAGUAGCGUUUUGUGGGUACAGCGUCCACUGGUGGACACCAUUUUGAACUUCCUACGACUUUCCGAUCCUCGUGAACUCGCCCUCCUUCCGGCGCAUCGUCCAGGUGCCCAGCCCAAGGUCAUCCGUGGUUUUGACAAGAGAGGUGCCCACGCGAUACGGUUAGAUGAACACGGCCCUACCGUUGAGGACUAUCUGCUCGACAAAUACAACCGUCGACUCAAGCAUCCCCAAUCACUCUGCGUAUCUUUAAGCAACAGGAAACAGGAUAUUCUCCCUGUCGAGCUACUUGUAAUCGAUGCCAAUCAGUUCUUUGAUCUGAAGAAGCUUGACAAUCUUAGCUGGGACAAGCAGAUCAAGGAGUUUGCGAUGAUCAAGCCAUCCGAUCGCCUCGCUAUCACGAAUUCCGGCUCGAAUGCUAUGGGUCACGCGCAGUCAGACUAUGUGCAGCGUGCGGGUAUCAGGGUCAAUUCAAACCCACUCUCGCUCGAAGGGCGAAUAAGGGAUCCGGCGCCUGUGCUUUAUCCCAAGGAUGCUAGAGAAACCAUUGAACAACUUCUGCACAAGGUUGCUGAAAACAUGAAACAACGGUUCAAACGCCCUCCUAGUCUUCUUCUCAUUUUCACACCUGGAGAAACUGAGUGGUACACGGCUGUGAAGCGUUUUGGCGAUAUUACUCUUGGGAUCCCUACGCAGCACCUACGAACUGAUAAAGCUCUUGGUCCUCGAGGCAAUGCGGACUAUUGCCAGAACGUGGCUCUGAAAUCUUAUCCAACAGGGUUUGAUCUUCGUCCCAUCAAUGUCAAGCUGGGUGGAAUCAACUUUGUGCCCCAUUCAGGAAGCAUCCAGUGGAUCCGAGGUGGCGAGCCGCUGAUGGUCAUUGGUGCUGAUACAAGCCAUCCACGGCCAGGCGAGGGCUAUAAGCCCACCAUUGCGGCGAUCUCAUUCUCAGUGGAUCAGAAUGUGUCGAAAUACAACGGUGUUGUUGGUAUCCAGCGAGGAAAACAGGAGAUAAUCGGGAAUCUUGUCGGAAUGGUGAAGAGCGCCAUUGCUCGAUUCAAAAUGACAGGACCGACCCCAAAGCGGAUUCUUUACUACAGGGACGGCGUUGGAGAGAGGAUGUACGAGGAAGUAGUAAGAGAAGAGUGUGAAGCGAUCAGACAGGCGUUCCGGGAAGUGAACGAAGCUAAUCCCAAAAUCACGGCAAUCGUGGUCGGGAAGAGACACCAUGUGCGCUUGUAUGCAGAGAACCCGAGGGACGCGGAUCAACGCUCUGGGAAUGUCAAUCCCGGACUUGUGGUCGAUCACACGAUCACGAGCCCGCCUCAUGACGACUUCUACCUCCUGGCUCAUCAAGGCAUCAUUGGGACGUCGAGACCAAUGCACUGUAUCCCGAUCGUGGACGACAACCACCUGAGCUCGGAUCUGUUACAAACUCUGACUUUCGCACUUACCCACAACUACCAACGUGCAACACGCAGCGUCAGCAUCCCAGCUCCGAUUUACUACGCCGAUAUCCUCUGCAGCCCCGAACGCGCCCGUGUCCACUUCGACCCCUCCAAAGAUUUCUCCGACAGCGGCUCCGGAUCCCAGCACCCAACAGGCCAGCAAUAUCAGCAAGCGUUCAAACCCCUAGCUUCCGGGUUACGUGAUAAAAUGUUCUGGAUGUGA
Dacryopinax primogenitus is the source of this 2253-nucleotide messenger RNA. Its product is annotated as Piwi-domain-containing protein. Gene Ontology annotation, molecular function: protein binding; RNA binding. Bases 1 to 2253 code for a protein of 750 amino acids. NCBI's taxonomy places the organism in Eukaryota, Fungi, Basidiomycota, Dacrymycetes, Dacrymycetales, Dacrymycetaceae. The record is from RefSeq and is a predicted model, not a curated record. The transcript has 26 exons.